UGUACAGUGUGGAGAUAUUUAGUAUCCAGCCCAACAGUUGGCAUGAACAAACUGUUGAGGACGUUCUGCUCAACGUCCAACAAAGAUUCCACCCAAUGCUUUCUGAAUUCUGGGUGCAAUGAAAACAAAAAAGCUGGAGCUAAAAUAAGACUAUUGUCCAACCUCUUAAAGCAGAUGCUUUCACCAGCCUGCUGGGCGUCCUGUCAAAAAACAGUCAGAAGAAGAGCUGACAGGCCAGACCCCCAUAAAAGCUCAGGAUGUAAACAGGAGCUGAGGUCUGGAUAUGUGAAAUACCCUGGACUCAGUGGAGCUUCACCCUUCCAGUUUCUGACCCAUACAGCUGCAGAUCCGAAAGUCAUUAUGAUCAUAAAAUGAAGGUCGUGCAGGGACAUUAGAUAGAACUGAGAAAGGAAACGAGUAUUGACGUGGAUCCGUCCGGAGGAGCCUGACACGUCAACGAUGUCUCUGGGAGCAUGAGCGCCGUCGGAAAGCAGCAUGACAUGGUGUGUGAGAAGGCAGCUGCACUCAUCGCUGACCUCUGCAUGCAGGACAGCCCACUGUUAGACCACAAGACCUGCGACGACUUUUAUUUCCUCAUCGCUAACCAGGACUACAGCCUCAACCAACCUGCCUCAGACAAAACUGUUGGCAUACCCAUUGGUGUUCUGGUGACGUGUGGACUGGCACUGCUCCUGCUGGUGGCAUUAGCAUCUUGGAAACUGUGCUGGGUACCUUGGCGCAACAAGGCUGUCGCAUCAUCCAGUUCUGUUGCCCUGACCCCAGACAGCUACCUGUCCCUGCAGCCGCUUUCACGCGUGCCCAGCCCCCAGCAGCCCCUGGUUGGCAUAGCCAUGGAGAAAGUGAAGGAGUCGUUGGCCCCAAUGGGCUUCCUGGAGGCAGCUAUGAAGAUCAGCCACACAUCGCCUGACAUCCCGGCUGAGGUACAGCUGUCCAUGAGGGAGCACUUCUUGCGACGUACACGCAUACAGAGACAGACCACUGAGCCCACCUCGUCCACCAGGCACAGCUCCUUCAAACGUCACCUGCCACGUCAGAUGCAGGUGGGCAGUCUGGAUCUAGGAGAUGACUAUGUGGAUGUGGAUGCUGAUGUGGAUGAGAAGCCCACGAGCAUUGGCCGCAUCAAGCCCGAGCUAUACAAACAGAGCACACUAGAAAGUGAGGGGUCAGCCAAGAACAGCAGCGCCAAGACCUGUGGUAAGAUCAACUUCUCGCUGCGAUAUGACUAUGAGAAUGAGACACUGCUGGUUCACGUCAUCAAAGCCUUCGAUCUGCCAGCCAAAGACCUCUGUGGAAGCUCUGACCCCUACGUCAAGAUCUACCUGCUGCCUGACCGCAAGAAAUUCCAGACGCGAGUCCAUCGCAAGAUGCUGAACCCCACGUUCGAUGAAAGCUUCCAGUUCCCGGUGCCCUAUGAUGAACUGCAUGCCAGGAAGCUCCAUCUCAGUGUGUUUGAUUUCGACCGCUUCUCCAGACAUGACAUGAUCGGCGAGGUUGAGAUGGAUAACCUGUUUGAGACGUCUGAUCUCUCCCGGGAGACGUCUAUCUGGAAGGACAUUCAGUACUCCACCUCUGAGAGUGUGGACCUUGGGGAGGUCAUGUUCUCUCUCUGCUACCUGCCAACUGCUGGAAGACUUACGAUGACUGUUAUCAAGUGCAGAAAUCUCAAGGCAAUGGACAUCACCGGAUAUUCAGAUCCUUAUGUGAAAGUGUCUCUGAUUUGCGAUGGAAAACGUUUGAAAAAGAAGAAGACGACAAUCAAAAAGAACACACUCAACCCCACCUACAAUGAAGCCAUCAUCUUUGACAUCCCACCAGAGAACAUGGACCAAGUCAGCCUGCACAUCUCUGUCAUGGACUACGACUUGGUGGGUCAUAAUGAGAUCAUUGGUGUGAACCGUGUUGGGUGUGGAGCUGAGGGUUUGGGAAGAGACCACUGGAAUGAGAUGCUGGCAUAUCCACGCAAACCCAUCGCACACUGGCACCCACUGUUUGAGCCCAAGAAAUCAGAAAAAGAGUGGAAAACUAGGACGGCUAGUUUUGACAGUCAGGGCUCAUGCCCUUCCCCCAGAGCACCCGCCAGCCCUUGAAAGGAACCACAUGUGACCCAGAAGGCCAGACUCCCCUUUCCUUCUUACUAGCUGUCUGUGUGCCCAAGAUAGAAAACAAGAACAUAACAAGGCCAGAACACUGCAUCCUGCCGUCUUCAAGUCUUCUUGGUGUCUCCAGGGCUUUCAAACACUGGUCCAAUAUAAAUUUCUGCAGUAUUUGUCUAAAAUCUCUGGAGCCCGAAACCUGAUCUGCAGUCAGUUCUCGGAGCAUUGUGCACAGUUAUUGCACUCUGAAAAGUUACAUCAGAAAGCAGAAAGGUUUUUUCCAAAUGAAAUAUAUUUUAGGACUGAGCAGAGUUAAACCUGACCACAGCAUUCUCAGAGGAAUCACUUCCACAGGUUUAGAAGGGAGGGGCUAUUAGAUGAACGUGCUACUCUGAGCUUGUUGUUGAGAAAAAGAUAAGCUUGUGUUACAGAGCCAAGCGCUGAGCGGUUAGAGCUGAAAUGGAAGCUAAAGCAUGGCUGACUCAUGGAAAAGCACCCCUUCAAAGGAUGAUGGAUUAU
Molecule: messenger RNA, 2633 nt
Organism: Trichomycterus rosablanca
Lineage: Eukaryota; Metazoa; Chordata; Actinopteri; Siluriformes; Trichomycteridae
Gene: syt6a
Product: synaptotagmin VIa
Exons: 10
Coding region: 474-2108 (544 amino acids)
Biological process (GO): calcium-ion regulated exocytosis; regulation of dopamine secretion; cellular response to calcium ion
Cellular component (GO): exocytic vesicle; plasma membrane
Molecular function (GO): phosphatidylserine binding; calcium ion binding; SNARE binding
Source: RefSeq, a predicted model, not a curated record